Fusarium sp. VM40 is the source of this 1023-nucleotide messenger RNA. NCBI's taxonomy places the organism in Eukaryota, Fungi, Ascomycota, Sordariomycetes, Hypocreales, Nectriaceae. The record is from the annotation of a GenBank genome assembly.
AUGAUUCGAAACACAAUUGUCGCUCUUCUUGUGACCGCUGAGGCAACUCGGGGCCAGGCAUUCUCUUUAAAAAAGACAUAUGACUCUAGCAAUUUCCUGGACUCAUUCGACUUUCGAGACCGCGCUUACUAUGAUGCACUGGAUCCCAGCUACGGUGGUGAUCCAACCCACGGCUCCGUCAAUUACUUGAGCAAGAGCCAGGCAUUGAGCUCUGGCAUUGUCAACGUCAACAAUGGCAAGAUCCGUCUAGGCGUGGACUCGACUAACAAGGCAGCUCUACUCGGAUCCAGCAAGACUAAGCAUGGACGCAAUAGUGUCCGUGUCGAGUCUAAGGAAUACUAUAGUUCAGGUAUUCUGAUUGCUGAUAUUGAGCACAUGCCUGGAACUGCCUGCGGUGUCUGGCCUUCUUACUGGUCAUACAACUUUGAGGAGGAUCCUAUUGGCGAGAUCGACAUCAUCGAGGGCAUCAACGCCAACCAGGAGGCCAAUGUCGUGUCUCUCCACACUUGCGGAGCAUGUGUCUUCAACCAUCCUGGUGGUCUUGACCCUCGACCUCAAUGCAACAACGGCGGCGAUGAGUCUAACUAUUGCGACGGCGGAGAGAAUGGUGAUGGAUGCGGUAACACCAUGCCAGUCGGGUCCUACGGCAAGCCUUUCAACGCGAACCAAGGCGGAGUGUAUGCCACUUGGCUCACAACAGGAGCCCUCAAGAUCUACUGGUUCCCACGCAGCAAGAUUCCCGCCGAUAUCACGUCCGGAAACCCCAACCCAAGCAACUGGGGAUCCCCCGCCACGUCUCAGUUUGUUAAUGCGAAUGGAAACUGCGACGUUGGAAAGUACUUUAAGAAGCAGACCAUUAUUUUCAACACUGCCUUUUGCGGAGAUAAUAUUACCCCCGACCUUUGGAACGACGAGUGCAGAGGCUCGACUGGGUACAGCACCUGUGAUGACUACGUCACAAACAAUCCCCAGGCGUUCAAGGACUCCUAUUGGUCCAUCAACUCGAUUAAGCUGUACCAGUAA